AUGGCUUCGAGGACAAAUAGUUUAGCAUGCGAUGAGCUGACCUUUGAUAUCAUUUUUGUCGAAAUAUGUAUCCCACAAAUUAAAAUGAAGGAGACCUUAAUUAGCCUUUUAGCUCUAGUACUGGCUUUGCAUUUGUUCCGAGUCUCAGCCGAUAGGCUAUCUCUUCCUCAUCUCCCAAUCAAUGAAACCUUUCAAGGCAUUGUUGGCGAGUACUCAUACAGUGGACAAUGUGGAACGCAAGGUCUUGGCCAAAAAUGUCCUAAUGGCAUGUGUUGUAGUAAAUGGGGUUGGUGUGGAACCACAUUAGACUAUUGUAGUCCCAAAAACUGUCAAAGUCAAUGUGAAAUACCAUCCCCACCCCCACCCCCACCUUCACCACCUCCACCUCCGCCUCCAUCCCCACCUCCACCCCUUUCAUUUCCACAAGGACGUUGCGGAAACCAAGCUGCUGGUAGAAAAUGUCCUAAUGGCAUGUGUUGUAGUAAAUAUGGUUGGUGUGGAACCACAUUAGCCUAUUGUAGUCCAAAAAACUGUCAAAGUCAAUGUAUAAUACCAUCCCCACCCCCACCCCCACCUUCACCACCUCCACCCCCUUCAUUUCCACAAGGACGUUGCGGAAACCAAGCUGCUGGUACAAAAUGUCCUACUGGAUUGUGUUGUAGUAAACAUGGUUGGUGUGGAACCAUAUCAGCCUAUUGUUAG
This is a messenger RNA of Solanum stenotomum, 702 nucleotides long. Its product is annotated as chitin-binding lectin 1-like. The transcript has 2 exons. Gene Ontology annotation, molecular function: chitin binding. The coding region runs from base 1 to 702 and encodes 233 amino acids. The record is from RefSeq and is a predicted model, not a curated record. Lineage: Eukaryota; Viridiplantae; Streptophyta; Magnoliopsida; Solanales; Solanaceae.